Molecule: messenger RNA, 1794 nt
Organism: Miniopterus natalensis
Lineage: Eukaryota; Metazoa; Chordata; Mammalia; Chiroptera; Miniopteridae
Gene: ADGRE3
Product: adhesion G protein-coupled receptor E3
Biological process (GO): cell surface receptor signaling pathway; adenylate cyclase-activating G protein-coupled receptor signaling pathway
Cellular component (GO): plasma membrane
Molecular function (GO): G protein-coupled receptor activity
Source: RefSeq, a predicted model, not a curated record
AUGCGGGGGCCAUCACUUCUUCCAGGACUCUGCAUUCUACUGAGUUUGUCAAUAGUCAUGAUUCAGAAGGCCAAAGGUGCCUGUCCUCAAUGCCCCAAAAAUGCUAACUGUGUCAAGGACAAGUACUGUACUUGCAACAAAGGAUACGUCUCCAAAUCUGGGAAGGAAUUCUUCACUUUCCCCUUGGAGGUAUGUCAAGAGCUCACCUCCUCAACCACAACUAAAGGCAGUAAAGAGCUACAACGGGUUCUUGAGCAUUUUGAGUCACUCCUCACCAACAAGUCUCUAUGGGGAUCAGGAGAGAAGAGUAAAGUCGCAUCCAAGGCCACAUCUAUUCUCCAGACUCUGGAAUUGGAUGUCUUAGAAUCUGCCUUGAAAUCCCCAGACCAAGAAAUCCAGAAAAUUCAAAGUAGUACUGUGGCUGUUGAAACUCGAGUUGUUACAGACCGUUGCUCCAAGGAAAGAAAGAUCUUCAACCUGAGAGUCCAUACGAACUCACUGGACAUCUCUUGCAAUGACGUCAUCCAGGGAAACAUACAAGGUCCCAGUGCAGUUGCCUUUAUUUCAUACUCUUCUCUUGGAAAUAUCAUAAAUGCAACUUUUUUUGAUGAGAUAAAUAAGAAAGAUGAAGUUUACCUGAAGUCCCGGGUAGUAAGCGUUGCUGUUGGACCCAAAAGGAGCAUCUCUCUCUCCAAACCCGUGAUUCUGAGUUUUCAGCAUGUGGAGAUGAAGCCCCUGAGCAAAAAGGCCUUCUGUGUCUUCUGGGAAAGCACAAAGGGCGGCCACUGGUCCACGGACGGCUGUGUCCUGGUGCAAGUGAACAAUAGUCACACCACAUGCAGCUGCACUCAUUUGUCCAGUUUCGCCAUACUCAUGGCCACCACCAGCCAGGAGGACAGCCUGGCCCUGGCUGUGAUCACCUAUGUGGGGCUAAGCCUCUCUCUGCUGUGCCUCUUCCUGGCGGCCCUCACCUUCCUGCUGUGCAAAGCCAUCCAGAACACCAGCACCUCACUCCACCUGCAGCUCUCACUCUGCCUCUUCCUGGCCCACCUGCUCUUCCUCGCGGCCAUAGACAGAACAGAGAUUAAGGAGCUGUGCGCCAUCAUCGCAGGUGCCUUACACUAUCUCUACCUGGCCUCCUUCACCUGGAUGCUGCUGGAGGGCCUACACCUCUUCCUCACCGCACGCAACCUGACUGUGGUAAACUACUCCGGUGCGAACAGACUCAUGAAAUGGCUCAUGUUCCCGGUCGGCUAUGGAGUCCCAGCUGUUAUUGUGGCCAUUUGUGCAGCAUCCAGGCCUCACCUUUAUGGAACAACUGAUCGCUGUUGGCUACACCUGAAACAAGGAUUCAUCUGGGGUUUCCUUGGUCCAGUCUGUGCUAUUAUCUGUGUGAAUUUAGUAUUUCUUCUCUUGGUCCUUUGGAUUUUGAAGAAGAAAUUCUCCUCCCUCAACCAUGAAGUGUCAACCAUCCAGAAUACAAGGAUGCUGACCCUGAAAGCAAUAGCUCAGGUCUUCAUCCUGGGCUGCACGUGGUGUCUGGGCAUCUUGCAGGUAGGCCCAGCUGCCUGGGUCAUGGCUUACCUCUUCACCAUCAUCAAUAGCCUGCAGGGCUUCUUCAUUUUCCUGGUCUACUGCCUCCUCAGCCAGCAGGUUCGAAUGUGGUUUAGAAACAUGGUGAAACCUAAAUCUGAGUCUGAGACUUUUACACUUUCCAGCAGGUUUGGCCCUUCCUCAAAACCCAGUGAGGGCAAUAUCUUUUCAGGACAAGUGAAGAGAACAUAUUCAAACUAG